CUUCAGUUACAACCCCGCUAUCUUGAUGGUUGAUGAUGAUGAGCUCUUAGGAACCAGCUAAGUCGCUGUCGUCCUCCGAUCCCCAAACCCUCCCUUUCUCUCUCUCUCCCUCACACACACUUCGACUUCCCCCCUCCCACCACCAAGUCUGGAUUUGUACACAGAAACGAGGAAUCUCCGCACGAGGUCGUUUCCUGUGCUCUUAGCCAUCGGGAACUUGAGUACCAAUGACCGGGUAAAGGUCCUCACCACGCCAAGUACGGAGUACGAGUACCAGUAUUUAGAUAUACUCAAGACCUGAACCACAAACAAGCUCUGAAGGGGGAAAACCGAUACCAUAACGAUACCAUUCUCGCACUUUGAUAGUCUAUCGAUACAUCGAGCAGACGUCCAGAGGGGGAAGGCCCGGGAGAAGACAUCAACCAUGGACGAACGCAACAGCAGUAGUACGUUCGAAAAUGAUACCUCUUUUCGCCCGUCACCGUCCGACAAGAAAAAUCCGAUAAAGAGGUCGAUACACCGCGUCCACAAACGGCUCUCACGUGCUCAUUCACGCACACCAUACUUGAGGUCACUCCCGCUACCCGCCAUCCUCAUCAUAGCUCUUUUGGUCCUGGUCAACCUGGUCGUGUGGGCGAUAUGCGGUCUCAUCCUCACCAACCACACGCACCUCCUCUCCACGGCGGCCUUGGCCUACACCCUGGGUCUCCGGCACGCCCUCGACGCCGACCACAUCUCGGCCAUCGACCUGAUGACGCGGCGACUGAUAGCGACGGGCCAACGACCCGUCACGGUGGGGACGUUUUUCUCACUGGGCCACAGCACCAUCGUCGUGGUGACGUCCAUCGUCGUGGCGGCCACCGCGGCGGGCGUCUCCUCCCACUUCGACUCUUUCAGCACCGUGGGAGGCAUCAUCGGCACCUCCGUGUCGGCGGCCUUUCUCAUCCUGUUGGGCCUGAUGAACGCCUACAUCCUGUACAAGCUCGUCGUCCAGGUGCGGAAGGUGAUCCGCCUGCCGCGACCGGGCACCGACGGGGCCACCGCCGAAGAAGCCUGGAAGGUCGAAGGCGGGGGGUGCCUGUUCCGCACGCUCAAGAGGGCCUUCAAACUCAUCGACCGACCUUGGAAGAUGUACCCCCUGGGUGUCUUGUUCGGCUUGGGUUUCGACACGAGCUCCGAGAUCGCCUUGUUGGGUAUCUCGAGCAUCCAAGGCUCUCGGGGCACUAGCCUGUGGCUGAUCUUGAUCUUUCCGGUCUUGUUCACCGCCGGUAUGUGUCUGGUCGACACCAUCGACGGAGCUCUGAUGAUGAGUUUGUACGUCGCUCCCAUGGGUAUGGGAGGUGAUGAUGACAAGAAACUCCUGGGUCAUGAUGACGGAGAAGUCGAUGGUCAAGUUGUCGUCAUGGACAACUCUCGAGAAACCGAUGAUGUCGAGCGACAACAACGGCAACAGGACGCACACCGAAACGACCAGAACAGGGACGACAACACCGACAGAGAUGUGUCGGUACGAGUCAAAGAUCCAUUGACGUUUUUGUAUUAUUCCAUCGUCCUGACCACUUUGACCGUCAUGUGCGCCAUCAUCAUCGGUGUGAUUCAGUUGUUGAGCCUGGUCUUGAACGUGGCCGCACCAAAGGGCAAGUUCUGGGACGGGGUCGAGACCGCCAGCGACAAUUACGAAAUCAUCGGUGGUUCCAUCUGUGCCAGUUUCAUCGUGUUUGGUGGCAUAAGUGUGCUGUGUUACCGACCGUGGAGGAGGUGGGUCGACAAGGAAAGGGAGAGGUUGAGAGAGACGGAAAUAGGACCGGACACGACGCAUCACGGCACGACGAAUGCAACGUCGACCGAGCUUCAAUUCCAAGAGUACACGGACGACGAUGACGAACAAAAUUUCCGGACUGACGACGCCACGACACACGGUCAGGCGGAGGAACUGGUCGAAGUUCGAGGGAAACAGCCGACUCGGAAGCAGCACAUCACCAUCAAGGUGGAACAACACGAUGCGGACGAUGACGAAGACAACAACAACAACAAGACACCUAGAUCUGGACCAAGUGGUGGUGCGGAUGCUGGUGGUUCAUCAUGAUGUUAUGAGGAAAAAGAAAUAGAAAUUAGUACUACGUAAACAUAUGUACCUACCCAGGUAUCGAUACAUGUGCAGUCGAACUUGAGCUUCUGGACAGGACCGACAUAUAUAGGCAUACAACAGGUCAAGGUGCAGUGGUCCUCAAGGUCAUAGGUUAAAAAAAGAAGGAUCAUGUCACCUGGGGCCCUAUACGUCGUGAUGGGCUGAGCCCUCCACGAUUGAGCGUCUUUUUCUCCACGACUGAUACGUAGUACAGAGUGAUAUUAUCCUGC
Messenger RNA from Exophiala oligosperma, 2358 nucleotides. RefSeq lists its product as uncharacterized. Bases 425 to 2086 code for a protein of 553 amino acids. Gene Ontology annotation, cellular component: plasma membrane. Gene Ontology annotation, molecular function: nickel cation transmembrane transporter activity. Lineage: Eukaryota; Fungi; Ascomycota; Eurotiomycetes; Chaetothyriales; Herpotrichiellaceae. The record is from RefSeq and is a predicted model, not a curated record. Gene Ontology annotation, biological process: nickel cation transmembrane transport. The transcript has a single exon.